CUUUUCUUAUAAUCCCCUUACUUUGAUUUGAUUAGAUAUCACCUGCAGCGACAGAGAAUUCUCCAACAUCGAAAGUCCCAAUCUUUCUUUCUUUAUUUGGUUCUUUAUUAAUGUAGCAUGAUGAAUAAAGGUUUGCAUGGGAUAUUUGAAGGGUUGAAGCAUGGCCUGCAGCUAGAUAACAGACUUACUAACUUGAUGCUUACUUGUACAUUUCAUUAUUGAUAUUGAGGAUUCGAUUUUCACAACAGCACCAUGACUUCUUCUGUGCGUGGCCGCUCAGAUGAUUCUUCAGAUAAUAGUGAAGCUAGUGAGCAGCAGAAACACUCAGAAAAUCAGAUCCAAUCAUCUCCUCCCGCAACUGUGGCAAUGCACCCUGGGAUCUCAACCCCAAAUACUCAAUAUGCAACAAUUCCUCAACUUGGUUCAACGCAUACUAUGGCAGCAGGAGCAGCAGCUUACCCGUACCCAGAUCCCUAUUAUAGAAGCAUAUUUGCUCCCUAUGAUACUCAGGCAUAUCCUCCACAGCCCUAUGGUGGACAGCCAAUGGUACAUCUUCAGCUAAUGGGAAUUCAGCAAGCUGGAGUUCCUUUGCCAUCUGAUGCAGUGGAGGAACCUGUAUUUGUCAAUGCAAAACAAUAUCAUGGCAUUUUGAGACGUCGGCAAUCCCGUGCAAAAGCGGAAUCAGAAAAUAAAGCCAUCAAGUCUCGUAAGCCAUACUUGCAUGAAUCUCGACAUCAACAUGCAUUGAGAAGAGCCAGAGGUCUGGGGGGUAGAUUUCUCAAUGCCAAGAAAAAUGAGCAUCAAGAACACAAUGGAAAAGCAUCGGAUGAGAAAUCGCAGUCAAAUAUUAAUCUCAACUCUGAUAAAAAUGAUAUUGCUUCCUCAGAUUGAAUAUCGUGAAUCGUGAUACGCUGGAAGGUGGUUGUACAGGCACUGGGUCAUCAAAGUAGGUAUCAUAGGCGAAAUCCAGGAAAGCCAUUCUCCCCGGUAGUCAGUAUUGCUUCACUCUGGCACUAUACUUACAAGUCAGUACUAUGUAUAGCUUUUUUCUAGUAGUAGCGGGAGUUUGUAGGAGGUUGCAAAGAUGAAGCAGACAGUGUAAUUAAGAGGCACGAAACCGAUAGUCAUAGUGGAUUCAUUCCUUUCUUUCUUUCAUGAGAGGAGUGAAGGUUAGAUUUAGUGUGUUAUUUUUUUUUUAAAAGAAGCCGGUCAUGAUCAAAAUAGAGGCUUUUCUAACUAGAAAAUUUGUAGCCGUGUUAAUGGAUUGGGUUGAGUUGUUUGUUUCAUUAGCUUAGUGAAGAUCAGGUUGGCGGUUGUUACUGUGUAGUAUUAGCUUAAUAUUGUCAGCUUUUUAUAAGUUGGAUGGUUUGAUUGCAAGUAUUACUCGUGGUACACUUUUGUGUGGCAGGCAUUCUUGAAUAGAUUCGAUUCAGCACAGGGUCCUUUGGUUA
Mercurialis annua (annual mercury) is the source of this 1451-nucleotide messenger RNA. RefSeq names its product nuclear transcription factor Y subunit A-7. Lineage: Eukaryota; Viridiplantae; Streptophyta; Magnoliopsida; Malpighiales; Euphorbiaceae. Bases 253 to 891 code for a protein of 212 amino acids. The record is from RefSeq and is a predicted model, not a curated record. Gene Ontology annotation, cellular component: CCAAT-binding factor complex. Gene Ontology annotation, biological process: regulation of transcription by RNA polymerase II. The transcript is spliced from 7 exons. Gene Ontology annotation, molecular function: DNA-binding transcription factor activity, RNA polymerase II-specific; RNA polymerase II cis-regulatory region sequence-specific DNA binding.